AUGGCGCCCAAGACGACACUCACAUUGAGAUCGGCCGCCGGGCUACUGGCCGUCAGUCUUGUCGCUGCAAGUCUUCUCGCCUUUGCAGCGACGGCAAGGGGCGUAGCGCCAGGAUCGCAGACCAUCUUCACGGCGCCCGCCAAGUUCCCCUCGAAAGCCUACGAUCGAUACUACCAAAAGCCAUCAGCAGACCACAGGAGCGAGGCGAGGCCCGUCUUCACCGACAUCAUCAACAAAGAGCCGUACGCCGCCUCAUUGUAUGACCCGCUUCGAUUGCCUGUCACGCCUCCGGAGUCAGACGCAGUCUACCCUCUGCCAGCCAGUAGAACGGGUCCUUCCAUCAAUGAUACCCUUGCCAACAUCACAGCCAUCAUCUCCGGCUCGGCUGACAGUAACUGCACCAAAUGCAUAGAUGCACUGCGAGUCGGCCAAGCUCUCGUGCGUGCCAACCCUCGAGCUGGCCCGCAAGUAAUGAUCGACCUCUGUAAGCGCUACGCUUUUGCCAGCACCAAAAACGGUCUGACGAGCGACGAGGCCUGCGAGAGAAUGUACGCGCCCUCUACGCUAGGCGCACAGAAUGCGCAGAUCCUCUCCUACGCCAACUUGAGCGCGAGCUCGCAGGAUGGACAGGCCAUCUGCGCCAAUAUCCUCACGUAUUGCCCAACGCCGCCAGCUACAGAGCUGACCGACGCCUACCUCGAUAGGUGGUUCAGCAAAGUGGGCGGCCGCACCCCGCCAGCAGCGCGUAAAAGCGACCGGCCUGGCAAGCCGACGGCACAUCGUCGCCCGCUCAAGAUGCUCCACCUGAGCGAUAUCCACCUCGAUACCCGUUACCUCGUCGGUGGCGAGGGCAAGUGCACGUCAGGGCAAUGCUGCCGGCAAGACAGCUUCAACUCUACGCGCGCUCAGUCACCCGCGCCUACUGGGCAGGUACUGAACAGCUCCUCGCUCGUACAGCCGGCCAGUUACUGGGGCGAGUACCAAUGCGACGCACCCAUUGCCCUCCUCAUUGCGGGUCUGCAAGCCGUCACGCCCCUCAACGGCGGGCGCGACGUCGACUUUGCCGUCUACACGGGCGAUGCCGUGACGCACGAUGCGACGAAUCACAUCUCGCAGGCAUUUGUCACCAUGACGGAGCAGGCCGUCUUUGAUACGAUGCGCAAGUUCCUUGGCAAGGGCCCCGUAUUUGCCUCGCUGGGGAAUCAUGAUUCUUCGCCGUCGGAUGCGGCGUCGGCCAAUUCGCUGCCAAAGGGGCACGACACGCUCAGCUGGAAUUACGAUUAUGUGUCCAAGCUAUGGGAGUCGGAGGGAUGGUUCGAUCAUGAAGACGCAAAGCAGAUUGGCCUACACUAUGGCGGCUUCUCAACUUCACCGCGCAAAGGGCUGCGCAUCAUCUCGCUCAACACCAACCUAUGGUACCGCCGCAAUCCCUGGAACAAUCUGCGCUACGGUCAAGCCGACCCAUCCGGCAUGCUGCGCUGGCUCACCGACGAGCUCUACGCUGCAGAGAAGCGCGGAGAGGCAGUCUACGUGCAGGGCCACGUCUAUUCGGGAUGGUCAGGCAGUGAUCCUGGAGAUGCUCCCACGAACCUCUUUGGCAUCAUUGUGGAGCGCUUUCAGCACACGAUCCGCGAGAUGUUCUGGGGUCACUCGCACGAAGACUUCUUCAACCUCUUCUACCGCAAUAAUGGCACUUCCAACUCUUCGUCCGACGCAUUCGCUCACGCCUAUAUCGGACCUAGCAUUACGCCCUUGACGCGGGUCAAUCCCUCGUUCGGCAUUUACGAUAUCGACCCGGAGACGUAUCGCAUCCUCGACCAUACAGUCUAUUACUCGCAGCUGGACUCCUUCGACUCUUUGGCCAACCAGGGACAUGGCCCCGUCUUCCAGCGUCUAUACUCGGCGAGGGAGGCGUAUUCCAAUCACUCAGCGUCGCAUGGAUCAAUUUGGCCGAAGGAGGCUCCGUUGAACACCACCUUCUGGGCGAGGACGACCGACGAGAUGCUCGCCCGCCCUGAGCUGGUGCAACAAUUCACCGUCUAUCAGGGGCGCAACUCGAGCUUAUCGCCUCCUUGCGUCACGAGGGAGUGCGUAGAGGCCAAGGUGUGCUACCUCCGCUCUGGUACGGCAUUACAAGGACAGCGCUGCCCGCGUGGAUAUAGCUCUGUGCAAGGGAGCGGGUGA
Molecule: messenger RNA, 2184 nt
Organism: Jaminaea rosea
Lineage: Eukaryota; Fungi; Basidiomycota; Exobasidiomycetes; Microstromatales
Product: Metallo-dependent phosphatase
Exons: 2
Coding region: 1-2184 (727 amino acids)
Molecular function (GO): hydrolase activity
Source: RefSeq, a predicted model, not a curated record